This is a messenger RNA of Parastagonospora nodorum SN15, 114 nucleotides long. RefSeq lists its product as hypothetical. The transcript has 2 exons. Bases 1 to 114 code for a protein of 37 amino acids. The record is from RefSeq and is a predicted model, not a curated record. NCBI's taxonomy places the organism in Eukaryota, Fungi, Ascomycota, Dothideomycetes, Pleosporales, Phaeosphaeriaceae.
AUGGGGCUUCGCUCGAUGGAGCCACACUUGUCAACUCAUGUGCCUUACGGAUAUCGUAUUUGGUAUGCUGGUAACACACUGGCUUACAAUGCGAUCGCCAGGGAGGCAGACUAA